AUGGCAGACCGCGUCCACCGAAUCACCUUGUUCAAGCUCCCCAGCGAGGAGAGCCAGAAGAAGCUUCUGGAGGAGUACAAGACCCUCAAGGAGAACAACAGAAAGGACGGCCAGCCUUACAUCCUCUCUCUAGCCGCUGGCCCCGCCGAGCCCGACCAGCGCUCCCAGGGCUUCACCUUCGUCUCAAAGUCCGAAUUCGCCAGCCUCGAGGACAUGAAGUACUACGACGAGGAGUGUGUCGCGCACCAGGCCCUCAAGAAGGUGGCCAUGACUCUCGGUGUCGAGGGCAUCAUGACCGUCUACUUCAAGCCCCAGGUCGUCGGAGGUGUUGCGCCCUGA
Messenger RNA from Trichoderma aggressivum f. europaeum, 339 nucleotides. RefSeq lists its product as uncharacterized. NCBI's taxonomy places the organism in Eukaryota, Fungi, Ascomycota, Sordariomycetes, Hypocreales, Hypocreaceae. Bases 1 to 339 code for a protein of 112 amino acids. The record is from RefSeq and is a predicted model, not a curated record. The transcript has 2 exons.